AGACCACGUGCAGGAACAAGUUUGCUUCCCCUCGCUGCUUUUCCCCUUCUACUGUCUUAUUUCAUCCUCGUACCAGAGUUCCGCGAUUUGUUCAAAAGGCUGCUGCACCAUUCGCAUUUAGACUUAGACAGAGUUGUGUACAAGGUUUUUCUUUUCACACGCAGGACAGCUACAGCCAGGACUUCCUUGAAGCAGGUGAAGGAAGUACUGUUUCUAGGUACUUAACAAUCCAAUUUCGAAAUACGGUGUACAAAUCUUCACGAAGAAGGCUGUCGUUUCUGCUCGAAGUAAGUUUCCAACAGCAGCACGGUUCGCGAAAAUAAAAUCAUGACCAGAUCUAUCUCCACCUUCCUGCGGCGACGUCAACCGCUCGCGGCGGGUCUACUUUUCGUCGGGCCUUCAAUUUUGUUUCAGCCGGUACUUGUACACGCGCAAACAACUACCACGACAACGACAACAACGUCGACAACGACCCUGGUAUUCGCGAAAUCCCCCCUCACGUACGCGCCGAAUGCGAAUAACCUGCUGAAAGCAAUGACGUGCGACGUUACCGAGAACACGGAUGCCGAGAAAAAAUACCUGGGUCCGUGCUCAGACAGGAGGGGAGGAGCUCUUUCGAUGGUAUGUAGUGGGAAAGCAUCGUGCUAGUAUGAAAAAUUGCAUUUGCAUUACAAAUUGAAAUUCUUUCAAAUCGGAACGAUGAAGCUGUAAUUCUAGUUUGUUACGUGCUUAAGUUAAGCUUAGCAGGCAUUGGUAUUGGAUUUGUCAUGCGUGAUUGCAAUGAAAGGGUACAACUACGAGUGCGAGACUUUUGCACAGGAUAGCUGGGCACCCUGGGCGAUGGGAUGUACGGCGAUGUGAAAGGGAAUCUCGACGAUGUUUACGGACACGAGAAGACCGACGAGGACGGUGCAGUCAUUGCGAACUCCGCUUGGAGUGCCACCGGCGACUACUGCGCCAGUCUGUGCCACAAGCUGAAGACGCUCGGGGCGGCGAAAGCGGCGGACACAGAGGGUGUGCUGCCAGCUUCCCACGCCGGUUUGGGCUGCGACGCGUUUGCGUUGAAGCGGAAAGUCGGUGCCUUGACUUUGUACACGGAUGUGGAAAAGGACCAGUGGUGGACGCGUCCAAACGAUGGCACCACGUCCAAACGUGAGCACUGUUGCCUCCUGAUCAAAACGUGCACGGAGAAGUACUCCGCAGACGCGGUUUAUGGGCGUGUAGUCAGGUUCGAAAUCGACACAACUGAUAUCCUUUGUCAUGAACAAAAACGAACCCAGUUGGACGUAGACCCCGCCCAAUCGCUAAGCGUCGCAUGACACCAAACUUCGGCUGCAUUGAACCUACCCAAUCUGUGAUACUGUUCGGGGCAAAGGAGGCUGCUUUUGUCAUGCUCCGUCGCAGCUCUAUCUCUUUUCUACCCCUAAAAAGGCCACCUACAAUCGGCCUCACUUGCCAUCCUUGCGCGACAGGCAUUUUGUACUCCGCAUUUUAUGCGCCGCAAACCAUUUCAACGUUGUUCAUUUCGAUCCUGACGCCCCCAUACAAUCGCGCUCCAGUGGACCUAUUUUCAGACGGGCGCGCUUGUGGAAACCGAAACUGAGAAGGCGACGGACGCGUCGUCCGACGCAGAUGCAAGUUCCACAACUGCGGCGCCGACGAGUGACGAUGACACCACCGAAAUUCUGGGCAUGGCUUGGUGGGUGUUUGUGCUGGUGUGCUUCGCCGCUGUGGUCAUUAUGGCCGGAAUUUACCAUGCUAUGCUGAAGGAGCACCAAAAGUACGCAGACCACUUUGGCGGCGGGGGCUACGGGUGGGGCGGGGGCAAGGGAAUGGGGAUGAAGGGUGGUGGCAUGACUGUGCGCCGGCAGAAGGGCUACGGAAAGGGGCCCGUCGUCCCCUACGCUUCGCAAUGGUGAGGAGUGCGUAAGUUGUGCAACUAGGUUUAUUUCGCGGUCACUAGCGUGGUCUUUGCAUGCGUCUGUUCUUUGAUGCAAGUAGAACAAUGCCUGCAAAGACGUGAGUUUCGAGUUCGACCAUGUUUCAACAAGGAGCAGGUUCUUGUGUAGUUUUCAACACAUGCACAUUCUCAGCACAUGAACAUGAUGUCAUGGUCUGCAUCUGCCACAAGUAGGAGCCUGCGGUGACGGGAAUGAUCUUUAGUUAAUUCAUUGUUUUUCUUUUAAUAUCAUAUACACCUCUUUGGACGUUUUCGACACGAUCGCCAUGGUCGUAUCAAUCAGUUUGCAGUACAUUAAAGCAUUUUUUCGACCAUUUUCAGCUUCCUAACCCCCCCCCCUCGAGGCAUGAUUUUGUCCCCCAUGCUGCUCUUCAUCACAUUCAGUUGUUGCUUAUUUUUUUCACCGAAGCUGCGUUGCAGAUUGAGGCUAUAUCGUUUAUCGACGUUUUCAACAUCACUACGGUUUCCAUAAGCGUGUUCAUAAAAGGUAAAGCAUCAACGUAAACUUUUUCAUUUUCACAGGGUUCUCCCGUUUCUUUUCCACCGCGCACUCUUCUAGCAAAAAAUCUCAACCAAACAUGCGCGUCUUUCAAACUCACUCAAGUGCCUUCAUGGUCAGAUCUUUGAUAGUACUGCAAAUGCAAAACCCCUUCCCCCGUUAUUGAUGCCAAAUGGAACGACCCACGACCGAGG
Molecule: messenger RNA, 2653 nt
Organism: Amoebophrya sp. A120
Lineage: Eukaryota; Dinophyceae; Syndiniales; Amoebophryaceae
Source: the annotation of a GenBank genome assembly